AUGUCUGCCGACCAUCAACGAUAUAUUUAUUCUAAUCCUCAAGGAGGAUCAACAACCUCUUAUGAGUAUCAAGCAUAUCCUACCCAAGCUUACGUGUCGGUACCACCUCCUCAGGCCCCUCCCCGGCCGAUACGCUCUCCCAUCACUCAGUUUCAUUCGCAACACCACCAAACAGCGUUUACGGCAUCGUCUUCAUAUACACCACAAGCGUCUUAUCCACCCGCUCCAUCCUAUACUCUUCCUCAGUCACAGCCUCAAUGGCAGCCUGAAAACUGGUCCCCUCAAUUCGGUACCUUCCAACCCCCAUCCAUCACGGCAGACGUGACGUACGCUCCAAAUGCAGCCCGCCCGGAGUCAGUCUCUCAAACCACCCAUACAGAGGCAAGAUCGUAUGCCGCUGGUCCAUCUAAUCCACCACUUGUUGAGAAUCGCCGCCCAGAAGAACGCUAUCCUCCAGCUCCUGGGUCGGCUCAUGCAUCGCCCGUUCAGAAGAGCAAGAGGCGGGACAAGGAGUCACCAAUGGUAGAGUCCUAUGGUAUGAUACUUGAGGGUACCAAAUCCCUGGCGUCCGCGGGGGUUCCGGUGCGGCUGCCACCGCCUGAAACCAUGGAACGUAUGAUCCAGUCCGCGAACUACGGAAGACAGAUGUUGCAAUCAGCAGUUGCGCAGUCAAACCCUGACACGAGGCCGUCUACUGGCGGCAGCGACAAAGAAAUCCCGGCUAUAAAGCGGCAGAAGGCCGAGGAACAUGCUCAGGAAGGACAGACUUGCCUUGGUUGCAACGCAACCUCGACCCCUGAGUGGAGGCGUGGCCCCCUAGGCCCUCGAACCUUGUGCAACGCCUGUGGCCUCGUGUAUGCUAAACUUCUGAAAAAGCGGGCACGAGGGGAACGGUCCCGCGGGGGCAAUAACAAAAAUGCAGGAUCACACAACACCAUGGAGGAUUCUGUCAUUGCAUCCAGUGGAGGAAGUGACGACGAUGAUUCUUACGGGUCACAAGAUCGUGACAUGGGUGAUCAUAUACGGAGGGGAUGA
This is a messenger RNA of Suillus bovinus, 1035 nucleotides long. RefSeq lists its product as uncharacterized. The record is from RefSeq and is a predicted model, not a curated record. Bases 1 to 1035 code for a protein of 344 amino acids. The transcript has 5 exons. Lineage: Eukaryota; Fungi; Basidiomycota; Agaricomycetes; Boletales; Suillaceae. Gene Ontology annotation, molecular function: sequence-specific DNA binding; zinc ion binding. Gene Ontology annotation, biological process: regulation of DNA-templated transcription.